Molecule: messenger RNA, 2542 nt
Organism: Lasiosphaeria miniovina
Lineage: Eukaryota; Fungi; Ascomycota; Sordariomycetes; Sordariales; Lasiosphaeriaceae
Exons: 6
Coding region: 1-2253 (750 amino acids)
Molecular function (GO): protein binding; ADP binding
Source: RefSeq, a predicted model, not a curated record
AUGACUACCCCCCUGCCUAGCGGCUUGGCUCCUCGCACGGGACUUCGCCAGAUCGCCCCAGUCGGCGACGCUCCCGACGAUACGACCAUCGAUAUUAUUGCAAUCCACGGCUUGGGCACCGAGUCGCCGCGGACAUGGGAGUUCAAGACGAAAGGAGGAGGCAGGGUUGUGAAGUGGCUGUCGGACCGCGACAUGCUGCCAGCAGCCCUACCAAAGGCCCGCAUAUUCACCUACGACUGGAAUGCAAACUACUUUGCAAAUGCGUCCGUGCAAACGCUGCUCGGCCAUGCCGACGCGCUGCUCGGUCUCAUCGCCGAAGGUCGUGGCUCUCAAACGCGACCUAUCAUCUUCGUCGCGUCUUGUUUUGGCGGGCUUAUCCUGGCCGAGGCUAUGAACCGAGCGGCCCAAGAAGGCAGCGUCUACAGACAAAUUCUGCUUUCUACAGUUGGAGCUGUGUUUCUUGCCACUCCAUUCCGCGGUAGUGAUGCGGCUGAACUGGCUCAGUGGCAAGUCGUCGUCGGCGGUAUUAUGGGGAAGCAAACAUCAAAACGGCUCAUCGCCGCCCUCAAUAAGAGCGACAGAGAGCUCCAGAAGUUGACCCAGUCCUUUGCCGAACUCGCCAGGAGUGACUUGCUCGUUACCGAGUUGUCAGCCUGCCUUGAUACCUUUCCACGGAAAGGCCUUGACGCGACGCAUUCGGGCAUGAAUAAAUUCCAGGGUCCAGAAUGCCCCAGCUUCAAACUCGUUAAAGAUGCUGUCAAGCAAUUCGCUGGAAACGCAUCGGCCCUUUUGAUAUGCCGGACGAACUAUAAGCCGGCAAUCUCUCUCCUAGGCGGGCUAUUACGCCCAGAGUCCUGCCAACAUGGUGAAGCCGCCGUGGAGCGGCACUGGAUCGUCCCGUUCGGACGUAACAAGGAAUUCGUCGGCCGCGAAACGAUUCUCACCGAUCUCCUUGCGAGGAUCCUCCCUAGUAGAAACGAACAUGAUUGCCAGCGGACCGCCAUCGAAGGUCUGGGAGGGAUUGGAAAGACGCAGAUAGCUCUCGAGGCCGCCUUUCGCAUCGGCGACGCGCAUCCGGACUGCUCCGUCUUUUGGGUUCCCGCUGUGGAUGCCACCACUUUUGAGAAUGCGUACCGCGCUAUCGGCCAGCAGCUUAAGGUACCGAGAAUCGACGAAGAGAAAGCAGAUGUCAAGGCACUUGUUAAGGCUGCCUUAAGCCACCAGAGUGCGGGCAACUGGCUUUUGAUCAUCGACAACACCGACGACACAGAGCUACUCUUCGGCAACACUGCCCUUACCGACUAUCUUCCAUUCAGCCGGAAAGGUUCUAUCCUAUUCACAACGCGAGAUCACGAACUUGGAGUAAGGCUAGUUGAGUCUGAAAGUCAUAUUAUCUCAGUUGAAGAAAUGAGCAAAGACGAGGCCCUUAAGCUGUUACAGAAAAACUUGAAGAGUGAUCAGAUGAGCGAUAUAAGAAGUAACGAAGCGCUGCUAGAGUUUCUUGCCAACCUCCCUCUGGCGAUACAGCAGACCUCUGCUUAUAUGGCCAAAAAGCAGAUCUCGACUGCGCAAUACCUUGAGCUGUGCGAAUCUAGUGACGAGGACAUGAUCGAGCUGUUGAGCAGGGACUUUGAGGACCGACACCGAUACAAAAGCAUUCAAAAUCCUGUAGCUACAACAUGGCUGAUUUCAUUCCGGAACAUCUCGGAUCACGACCCGCUGGCGGCUAAUUAUCUCAAAUUUAUGUGCUUCCUAGCUGGGAAGGAUAUUCCACGAUCUCUGCUGCCGCCGGCCGGGAGACUAGAGGCUGUGGACGCAAUCGGGACUUUGAAGGCCAUGAGCAACCUCGCGAUUGUGAUUGAUAACCAGGGGAAGUACGAGGAGGCCGAGCAGAUAUAUCGGCAGGCGCUACAGCUGACGGAGAAGGUAUUGGGCAAGGAGCAUCCCUCGACGCUUAAUAGCAUGAAUAACUUCGCGAAUAUGCUUGAUAGGCAGGGGAAGUACGAGGAGGCCAAGCAGAUGGAUCGGCAGGCGCUACAGCUGAGGGAGAAGGUAUUGGGCAAGGAGCAUCCCUCGACGCUUGAUAGCAUGAAUAACCUCGCGAUUGUACUUGAUAGGCAGGGGAAGUACGAAGAGGCCGAGCAGAUGCAUCGGCAGGCGCUGCAGCUGAAGGAGAAGGUAUUGGGCAAGGAGCAUCCCUCGACGCUUACCAGUAAGAAUAAUCUUGCUGCCUGUCUCAGAGCCAGAAGGUGAAGGGUUAGUUCCGAUUCCUAGCCUAAGGCACAUUCAUCUACUGGUUAACUUGCUCUCUCUUAUUCUCUUUAUUUUUCUUUUCAUAGCGCGCCACAGGAAGGCUCUGGGAGGGCGGGUUACUAUAUAGGCAUCAUCUUAUUCUAUCUAGCACCUUCUAGUGCCUUCGAUGCCUUUCUGCCGGCAAGUGCCUGUGUAAGUGAGGGCAGGUACGCCUGAUUAAGGCGGUCACGAUGUGGGCAAUGACUGGUAUUGGUGUGAGACUUCAACCUGGCCCUCGCAAAGGAAGGGC